GAGGGCGAGAUGCCACAGCCAGGUGUCCCGGCGCUCUGAGGCCCCCACGGUCAGACGUCCCUGAGCUGACUCUCUCAUUGACACUAGGCUACCGGGAGGCUUCGGCUGGGACGUUUUUUGUGGGGGAGCCUUCAGAGCAGUCGUGAUGGCCAGCACCAGGAGUAUUGAGCUGGAGCACUUUGAGGAACGGGACAAAAGGCCGCGACCAGGGUCUCGGAGAGGGGCGCCCAGCUCCUCCGGAGGCAGCAGCAGCUCGGGCCCCAAGGGGAACGGGCUCAUCCCUAGCCCGGCGCACAGUGCCCACUGCAGCUUCUACCGCACGCGGACCCUGCAGGCUCUGAGCUCAGAGAAGAAGGCCAAGAAGGCGCGCUUCUACCGGAAUGGGGACCGCUACUUCAAGGGCCUGGUGUUUGCCAUCUCCAGCGACCGCUUCCGGUCCUUCGACGCGCUGCUCAUAGAGCUCACUCGCUCCUUGUCGGACAACGUGAACCUGCCCCAGGGUGUCCGCACCAUCUACACCAUCGACGGCAGUCGGAAGGUCACCAGCCUGGACGAGCUGCUGGAAGGUGAGAGUUACGUGUGUGCAUCAAAUGAACCAUUUCGUAAAGUUGAUUACACCAAAAAUGUUAAUCCAAACUGGUCUGUGAACAUCAAGGGUGGGACAACACGAGCCUUGGCUGCUCCCUCCUCAGUGAAAAGUGAAGUGAAGGAAAGUAAAGAUUUCAUCAAACCCAAAUUAGUGACUGUGAUUCGAAGUGGAGUGAAGCCUAGAAAAGCGGUGCGGAUCCUUCUAAAUAAGAAGACUGCUCAUUCCUUUGAACAGGUGUUGACCGACAUCACCGAAGCCAUUAAACUAGAUUCGGGGGUGGUCAAGAGGCUCUGCACACUGGACGGAAAGCAGGUUACUUGUCUGCAAGACUUUUUUGGUGAUGACGAUGUUUUUAUUGCUUGUGGGCCUGAAAAAUUCCGUUAUGCCCAAGAUGACUUCGUCCUGGAUCACAGUGAAUGCCGCGUCUUGAAGUCCUCUUAUUCUCGCUCCUCAGCUGUCAAGUAUUCUGGAUCUAAAAGCCCUGGGCCCUCCCGACGCAGCAAAUCGCCAGCUUCAGUAAAGAGGGGUGGACACCACUCCGGUGCCUACUCUGCAGCCAGAUCCCCAGUUAAUGGAACUCCCAGCAGCCAGCUGUCUACUCCUAAAUCAACGAAAUCUUCUAGCUCUUCUCCAACUAGCCCAGGAAGUCUCAGAGGAUUAAAGCAGAUUUCUGCACACGGCAGAUCUUCUUCCAAUGUAAAUGGUGGACCUGAACUUGGUCGUUGCAUGAGUCCUGAAGGUGUGAAUGGAAACAGGUGCUCUGAAUCAUCAACUCUUCUUGAGAAAUACAAAAUUGGGAAGGUUAUUGGUGAUGGGAAUUUUGCUGUAGUCAAAGAGUGCAUGGACAGGUCCACUGGAAAGGAAUUUGCCCUGAAGAUUAUAGACAAAGCUAAAUGUUGUGGAAAGGAGCACCUGAUUGAGAAUGAAGUGUCAAUCCUGCGCAGGGUGAAGCAUCCGAAUAUCAUCAUGCUGGUUGAGGAGAUGGAAACAGCUACUGAGCUCUUUCUAGUGAUGGAACUGGUCAAAGGUGGAGAUCUCUUUGAUGCAAUUACCUCUUCAACGAAGUACACUGAGAGAGACGGCAGUGCGAUGGUGUACAACCUGGCCAACGCCCUCAGGUAUCUUCAUGGCCUCAGCAUCGUGCACAGAGACAUCAAGCCAGAGAACCUCUUGGUGUGUGAAUAUCCCGAUGGAACCAAGUCCUUGAAACUGGGAGAUUUUGGGCUGGCCACUGUGGUAGAAGGCCCUUUAUAUACAGUCUGUGGCACACCGACUUAUGUGGCUCCAGAAAUAAUUGCUGAAACUGGCUAUGGCCUGAAGGUGGACAUUUGGGCAGCAGGCGUGAUUACAUACAUACUUCUCUGUGGGUUCCCACCGUUCCGAAGUGAGAACAAUCUCCAGGAAGAUCUCUUCGACCAGAUCUUGGCUGGGAAGCUGGAGUUUCCAGCCCCCUACUGGGAUAACAUCACAGACUCCGCAAAGGAAUUAAUCAGUCAGAUGCUUCAGGUAAACGUCGAAGCUCGGUGUACUGCGGGAGAAAUCCUGAGCCACCCCUGGGUGUCAGAUGAUGCCUCCCAGGAGAAUAAUAUGCAAGCUGAAGUAACAGGUAAACUCAAACAGCACUUUAAUAAUGCGCUCCCCAAACAGAACAGCACCACCACCGGGGUCUCGGUUAUCAUGAACACGGCUCUAGAUAAGGAGGGGCAGAUUUUCUGCAGCAAGCACUGUCAGGACAGCAGCCGACCUGGGAUGGAGCUGACCUCUCCAGUCCCUCCCUCAGCUGAGGAGCCCCCCGUGUCCGUGCCGCCAGCCCCGGCCCCUGCCCCUCCGGAAUCGCCUACACCCCCCUGCCCCCCUGCCGCUGCGGGCUGUGAGCGGGCAGGGACCUGGCGCCGCCACCGUGACUGA
Messenger RNA from Enhydra lutris kenyoni (northern sea otter), 2497 nucleotides. Its product is annotated as doublecortin like kinase 2. NCBI's taxonomy places the organism in Eukaryota, Metazoa, Chordata, Mammalia, Carnivora, Mustelidae. Gene Ontology annotation, biological process: protein phosphorylation; intracellular signal transduction. The transcript has 17 exons. Bases 146 to 2497 code for a protein of 783 amino acids. The record is from RefSeq and is a predicted model, not a curated record. Gene Ontology annotation, molecular function: protein kinase activity; ATP binding.